This is a messenger RNA of Lemur catta (Ring-tailed lemur), 3051 nucleotides long. RefSeq names its product G protein subunit alpha 14 (gene GNA14). The record is from RefSeq and is a predicted model, not a curated record. The transcript has 5 exons. Gene Ontology annotation, cellular component: heterotrimeric G-protein complex. Gene Ontology annotation, biological process: adenylate cyclase-modulating G protein-coupled receptor signaling pathway; phospholipase C-activating dopamine receptor signaling pathway; action potential. Bases 1149 to 2123 code for a protein of 324 amino acids. Gene Ontology annotation, molecular function: G protein-coupled receptor binding; G-protein beta/gamma-subunit complex binding; guanyl nucleotide binding. NCBI's taxonomy places the organism in Eukaryota, Metazoa, Chordata, Mammalia, Primates, Lemuridae.
GCGGGGGUUGCUACCACGGGGGCGUGGCGGGCACGACCUCCCCCCGCUUUUCUGUAUCCCCCCCGGCACCCCCCGACUUCUUGGGGCCGUCUCUUGCCACCUCCUAAAACCCUUCGGCCACUGUCUCCCCAGGUGUCUCUUCUUGCCGACACCCACAUGUCACUGUGUUUUAAGCCUGCUGUUUUCAACGAGAGACUCAAUCAAACUCGGGGUUCCUUUAGGGGGACCGAUCUCAUUUUGGGGUGCUGAAAUUAGCUGAUUUAAACAAGGAAUACCCUUGCUUCUGGCUUCCGCUUUGCUCCUCUCCAAAUCCCUCUGCCUUUCUGGUCCCCCCAUCAGAGAAGACUGCAGGUCCGGUGGCCCGAACGCCUGAAAUGCGGCGCUGGGGCCCCCGUGCCCGGCCGGCAGUGCGGUCUGGUGCUGCCCUCCAGCGGGGCGGACGGGCACGCACAGGAAGCUCAGUCUCUCCUUUGUCGACCACCCGCAAAGGUUUGGAUCCAUAAAGCUCAAGUUCUAAAUCCCUGGUCCCUGAAGGUAAAGAGAUUUCUAUUCAGUAAGCCCCGCAUGCAAACUGUCCCGACGCAUUCCUCCUUCAGCCUGGUCCCCGGGCACGUAGUUGGAUCGCGGUCCUUCUUGAAGAGGUAAUGACUCCUGCUUCUGGAGCUCGGCCCUUUCUAGCCUGCCCCGUGUCAUCUUCCACCCUCUGAGAGCCCUGAAGUCCUUUCCUGAGACCCACCCCCUUCCCCGCAGGUGCUGCCACUGGCCUCUGAGCUGGCUUGGGUGGGUGGUUUAUCUCCAUUACCUAGACGACACGGUGGGGACAAGGAAGCCGCAAACGUCCCCUCCUGUGGUUUCGAUGGCGUCCCUUUGGUGUUUGUCCCAGGCUGAGAGUUUAAUGUCAUUAAUCCAGGUUGGAAUAUUUAGGUGCAAAAAAGCAUCAAGGCAGGAGAAUAAAAGAAAAUGCAGCAGGGAGUUAGAUCAACAUAGAAGAGAGAGAUGGAAGGAAGAAAACGCCCCAGGAGGAGGGAAAACUGCCUUUGACAGGAGCAGUGACAGCUCGGAGUCAGAGCCAGCAUGGCCCUUCCCUGAGGCAGCCUGGCAUUCCUUGCUUCCCAAGGCCCUGGGGACUGGCUAGGGCUCUGAUGUAGAUGCAUUUGGAAAAGGCCCACCAGAAAUGGUGCCCAAUUCAGCGUAACCCUGAGAGCCAGGCAAGGCCACUGAGAGGGACAUGGGUGGGAGACCAAGCUGCCACAGAGAAAGUGGCUCUCGGAAACCCAGACAGUCACCCGAACUUCAGAAAAGGCAUUCACGCAUUUCCUCUGUCCGGGUCAGUGGUUCUCAGCUGCUUUGCUAGUGAUGUCUGCUUAUUUGGACAUACGUCCGUUUCACAGAAGUUUGAUGAGUGCUUGCGAUGUGCCAGCACCUUACCACGGUGGGAAGGGCUGCAGGGACAGCCAGCGCUCCCUGCUCUCAGGCUGGUGGAGCAAGACAGGCGUAAAUCUAAGAAUCACACAUCAAACUACCUGACGGACAUCGACCGCAUCGCCACGCCGUCGUUCGUGCCAACGCAGCAGGACGUGCUUCGCGUCCGCGUGCCCACCACGGGCAUCAUCGAGUACCCGUUUGACUUGGAAAACAUCAUCUUUCGGAUGGUGGAUGUUGGUGGCCAGCGAUCUGAGAGACGGAAAUGGAUUCACUGCUUUGAGAGCGUCACCUCCAUUAUUUUCUUGGUUGCUCUGAGCGAAUAUGACCAGGUCUUGGCUGAGUGUGACAAUGAGAACCGCAUGGAAGAGAGCAAAGCCUUAUUUAAAACCAUCAUCACCUACCCCUGGUUUCUGAACUCAUCUGUGAUUUUGUUCUUAAAUAAGAAAGAUCUUUUGGAAGAGAAAAUCAUGUACUCUCAUCUAAUUAGCUAUUUCCCGGAAUACACAGGACCAAAGCAGGAUGUCAAAGCUGCCAGAGACUUUAUCCUGAAGCUUUACCAAGAUCAGAAUCCUGACAAAGAGAAAGUCAUCUACUCCCACUUCACAUGUGCUACAGAUACAGAGAAUAUCCGCUUCGUGUUCGCUGCUGUCAAAGACACAAUUCUACAACUCAACCUGAGGGAAUUCAACCUGGUUUAAAAGCUGCUGCGCAUUCCUCCCCUGUAAAGAAGACGUGGUUUGCAAGCUCUUCUUGUUUUAUUUGCAAGUGCUUCUGGCAUCCCCUGAGCCAGCCCCCUGUGCCAGGAACCAAGGACAUCAUGCCGAUCACAGGGAGAGAGAUGGGUGUUGGGACUUGGAAGAUAAAAUCUGAGUUUACCAAAAUAUUUAAGUCUUUAAUUCUCAUGUUGUUUUUAUAAUUCUUUUCUUGACUUUUGUGUCAAGACACAACAACUCUUACAGUUUGUGUAAUCUUUGAAUUUGGUACUUUAUAGAAUUUUUAAAGGCCACUGUGAUUUACUGGUUUUUUUUAAAUUAAAUUUUAAGUGUGUUUAAAAAUAGCCAUUAAAAUUGUGUAACAGAGGGGCUGGUUAAUUUAUAGAUCAUGCCUGGAGACCCCUAGAAUUAAUUUGGGUGACCUUUUUUUUUUUUAAAGAAUAUUAAUGGGUUUGAAGCUUUUUAUUAAAUCUUGUAAUUUAGAGACAUUUCUAAUUGAGUUUUUCUCUUCAUGCUGAAGAACUCCUUUAAUAUGCCACCAAAGAUUUUUUUAAAACAGUUGGUUCUUUGUGUGUUAACUUUCUAAGCCAAAUUAAUGAAUAUAUCAGUAUAUCUAAUUUAGUUUUGCUACAUUUUGAUAAGCAUGAAGCCAAAGUUGACAUAUGGGCUGUAGAUAGCAUAUAUGUUAUAUUGAAAAAUGUGUACGUACGCUUGUGUGCGUGUGUGUAAAUAUAUGUUUUUCCCAAUGUAUACUGACCAGGUCUUGUAAACUUAUGAAAUGGCUAAAAACCCAAAUUGUUUAACAGAUGUUAUGUAAACCAUCCCACAAUUCUGAUGGCCAUCACAGAUUGCUGUUUGAAUGACGUAUGCUGUGCCUUUCUGAGGAGGCUAAGAAUAUACCGCUCUGCUAUUA